CGUCAGUGACGGUGCAGGAGCGAGACGCAGCUUCGCAAUUGCACCGCGGAGCGCAGGAGAGGGCGAAAAUGAUUAAUCUGUCAAAGCGGAAUUUGUUUUCGGGAUGAAGCCGCUCUGAUCUGAACGAAAACCUACAGGAACAAUACGAUUUAUGCACAGGAAUAUACGAUCCAGCAGGUGGUGCUUGUGUGAUCGUGCAGGUUCUGGCCACUCGUCUUUGCUGCCUGAUCUGUGCGUCGGUUCAGCACCGGACAGCGACCGGGACCAUCGGACAGUGAAAACACCGAAGACAUCCUGAGGCGGGUCGCUCCGACCCUCGCUUGGCUCGGGGCAACUCGCGGCUAGAUGACUUCACUACAUCAACAAGCACCGCGGUAUCCUGGACUAAUAUAGCAGCGCCACACAUCCUCCCUACACCCUCCUCUUCCUCCUCCUCCUCCUUCCUCCUCUCUUUCUCUCUCUCGAUUCGUUGAUCCGGAGUCCCUCCGUCUAAAGGCACCAUGGGAAACCGUGGCAUGGAGGACUUGAUCCCGCUGGUCAACAAGCUGCAGGAUGCCUUCAGCUACAUCGGGCAAGCCUGCAACCUGGACCUGCCGCAGAUCGCGGUGGUCGGCGGCCAGAGUGCAGGAAAGAGCUCCGUGCUGGAGAACUUUGUGGGCAGGGACUUCCUGCCCCGUGGAUCUGGCAUUGUCACCCGCAGGCCCCUGGUUCUGCAGCUUAUCAGCGCCACUGCAGAAUGGGCUGAAUUCCUGCAUUGCAAAGGGAAGAAGUUCACGGACUUCGAUGAGGUUCGCCAAGAGAUCGAGGCAGAGACUGACCGUAUCACGGGGGCCAACAAGGGCAUAUCUCCCGUCCCCAUUAACCUGCGGGUUUACUCCCCACAUGUGCUGAACCUGACUCUCAUCGACCUGCCGGGGAUCACCAAGGUGCCGGUUGGAGACCAGCCUGUGGACAUCGAGCAGCAGAUCAAGGAAAUGAUCAUGCAGUUCAUCACCAGAGAGAGCUGCUUGAUUUUGGCUGUCACUCCAGCAAACACUGACCUGGCCAACUCUGAUGCCUUGAAACUGUCCAAGGAUGUGGAUCCACAGGGUCUACGAACUAUUGGAGUGAUCACCAAACUGGAUUUAAUGGACGAGGGAACAGAUGCACGAGAUGUGCUGGAGAACAAGCUGCUGCCACUGCGAAGAGGUUAUAUUGGAGUGGUGAAUCGCAGUCAGAAGGACAUAGACGGGAAGAAAGACAUCAAGGCCGCCCUGGAGGCUGAGAGGAAGUUCUUCUUUUCCCACCCGUCGUACAGGCACAUGGCUGACAAAAUGGGCACCCCGCGCCUGCAGAGAGUGCUCAAUGAGCAACUGACCAACCACAUCCGGGACACCCUGCCAGCUUUCCGCAGUAAGCUGCAGUCCCAGCUGUUGGCUCUGGACAAGGAGGCCGAGGAAUACCGGGGAUACCGACCUGAUGACCCGUCACGCAAAACCAAACAGCUGCUGCAGAUGGUGCAGCAGUUCUCUGUGGACUUUGAGAAAAGGAUUGAGGGUUCAGGGGAUCAGGUGGACACAGUGGAGCUGUCUGGUGGAGCAAAAAUCAACCGCAUCUUCCAUGAGCGUUUCCCCUUUGAGCUGGUCAAGAUGGAGUGUGAUGAGAAGGAGAUGCGCCGUGAGAUCAGCUAUGCUAUCAAGAACAUCCACGGUAUCAGGACUGGACUGUUCACCCCCGACAUGGCGUUCGAGGCUAUUGUGAAGAAGCAGAUCAUGAAGCUGAAGGGACCCUGCGUCAAGUGUGUGGACAUGGUCAUCCAGGAACUGAUUAACGUCGUACGCCAGUGCUCCAACAAGCUGGAGAGCUUCCCCAUGCUGCGUGAGGAAACUGAAAGAAUUGUGACAUCUCACAUCCGAGACAGAGAGAGUCGGGCCAAAGACCAGGUUCUGCUGUUGAUAGACAUCGAGCUCUCUUACAUCAACACCAACCACGAAGACUUCAUUGGCUUUGCAAAUGCGCAGCAGAGGAGCAGCCAGACUAAUAAGAGCCAGAGUUCAGCAACGAAUCAGGUCAUACGCAAAGGCUGGCUGACCAUCAACAACAUCAGCAUCAUGAAGGGAGGAGCCAAAGAGUACUGGUUCGUGCUGACUGCUGAAAGCCUCUCCUGGUUCAAGGAUGAUGAGGAGAAAGAGAAGAAGUACAUGCUCCCUCUGGACAACCUGAAGGUCCGCGAUGUGGAGAAGAGUUUCAUGUCCAGCAAGCACAUAUUCUGUAUUUUCAACACAGAGUCAAGGAAUGUGUACAAGGAUAAUCGCACCCUGGAGUUGGCCUGUGACUCUCAGGAAGAUGUGGACAGCUGGAAGUCGUCUCUCCUGCGUGCGGGGGUCUAUCCCGAGAAGACCACUACGGUUGAGAGUGAGACCACGACCACCUCGGAUAACUUCUCAAUGGACCCUCAGCUGGAGCGUAAAGUGGAAACCAUCCGAAACCUGGUGGACUCCUACAUGGCUAUCGUGAACAAGUGCACCCGGGAUCUCAUCCCCAAGACCAUCAUGCAUCUAAUGAUCAUCAAUGUGAAGGACUUCAUAAACGCUGAGUUGCUGGCUCAGCUGUACUCUACAGGCGACCAAAACACUCUAAUGGACGAGUCCCAGGAGCAGGCCCAGAGAAGGGACGAGGUGCUGAGGACCCACCAGGCCCUGAAGGAGGCUCUUAGCAUCAUCGGCGAUAUCUCCACCUCCACCAUCACCACUCCCAUGCCUCCACCUGUUGACACCUCUUGGAUGGGACCCGGGGGGAAUCGCAGGUCUCCUCCACCUAGCCCCACUGCCCCCAGGAGGAUGUCUUCAGGACAGCGUCCAGGUCCUCGAGGGGCCCCUCCACCACCGAACCGUCCAGGACCUCUGGGGCCCUUCAAUAACAGUGCUGACAGUCCUCAGGCCCCCAGCCGCCCAAACAGGGCUCCUCCCAGCAUCCCCAGCCGGCGACCCCCACCAUCUCCAACAAGACAAGCCCCACCUUAAACAUCUUAAAGGGGGUUCCUCCAUACUCUUAUCUCCCUCACUCCCCCUCCCCCUCUCCUCCCCCUCUCUCUUAGCCAUGGUUCUGCAGUCCUGGUCUCUCAUUUAGUGCAGACGCUGAAGUCUUUGAACCCAAAUUUCCUGCCAGGUGACGAUGUCCAUAUAUCUAUGUACAGUAUGGUACUUGUCUUGUGGUGUAUGUGUACGUGCGCUUGUUGCUCGCCUGUGGUUCAGGUUUGCUUAGCAGAUCCACUACCCCAGUAUCUGUCCCUGGAGCCCCAAAAACCUCCACCCCAGACACACACACAAGUACACACACAAAAACCCCUCACCAAGUCAUCCAACGCCCCCCUCUUGCUGCUUCUACAUGAAAAUAUGCCGAGCAGUCGUACUGCCCUACUCAUUCCAAAACGCAGCAUGGUACAUAAGCUGCUUUUAUUGCAUGGGAGUGUGCGUAUGUAGAGUGUGUGUGCGUGUGUUUUGUGCGUUUGUAUAUGGGGACAGGACUUCGUUGCCUAUAUGUAGGCUGAGUUUAUUUAGUAUGGUAUUAAUUCAUUGUAUAAUGGCCCCAAAUUAAAUGUUUAUUAUCAGCUUAAUGUUCUCUUAGGAACAGGAGUUUUAUCUAGUAUGUGUGUUAACGUGCGUGGGAGUAACUCUGUGUAUGUGUGUGUGUAAGAGUGUGUGUGAGGACACGUGUGCAUGUGCCGUUUGUCUGCACGUUCGUUGGAGUUUCAGUUGUGUUUGUUUUCAUGGUCAAAGCUGUUAAAGGUGAAUCAUAAAGCCCAUGAGGAUACAUUUAAUGUGGGACUUUUGUUCGUUGUUACUGUGUUGUUGUAGCAGCCGUACACACACGUGGCAGGGACGAGGAGCACCUUCAGUAUUGUUAUCUCUAUGGAAACAGCAUCAAUAAUACAAUCAACCUCGUCAUAGUUGUCCACCUGUGCUAUAUCAACGGUCAAGUUAUGACCCUCACCGCCAUGAGCUCUGGUUCAGACGCUGACUGCUGAGAUGGAAGAUGCCACUUAAAAAUAAUUAUGUUUCCAUUUAGAUUUUUCUCAGGUUUGAAGCUCCAUGCACAUCACAACCUACCUGUCUGUUUCCCUUUUGAGUUUCUCUUCUCUCACUGUUAAAACCAGUCAGUCAGCAUCUGCGCCCGAGCUUAAGGUGCUGUCUUCAACGUACAAGUGCUUCUCUGUCUGUUUGUUAUCGUGUAUGUGAGCCUAAACUUUGUUCUGAUGUAUAUAGUCAAUGAUAAGGAGAUACUGUACCUGUGGACUCAAAAGACCUCAUCAAGGAUCCUAUCGCUUUAAUCGUUCUCUGUGUCUCUAUUCACUAAAUGCUCUCUUCUAUUGAAUUUAGACUGCCUUACCGGCAUGAAUUACAACUCUGUAUUGCCAAAGCUAAAUGUAGAAAGAGAAUCCGAAAGUCUAAGAAAAAAAACAAACAGAAAAACUUGCUGUGGGUCAACACAAAUUGUUCCAGCUGUGGUGAGACGGCAUUGUUUAGCAGAGGGCAUAAUGUUAAACAGGGGAAUUACAUCAGUUGUUAUUUUCUGUGUCUCUGUAUCGCUACUCAAUAAACGUAUUCCUCAUAAUGUC
Molecule: messenger RNA, 4597 nt
Organism: Labrus mixtus (cuckoo wrasse)
Lineage: Eukaryota; Metazoa; Chordata; Actinopteri; Labriformes; Labridae
Gene: dnm3b
Product: dynamin 3b
Exons: 21
Coding region: 501-3002 (833 amino acids)
Cellular component (GO): microtubule; cytoplasm; membrane
Molecular function (GO): microtubule binding; GTPase activity; GTP binding
Source: RefSeq, a predicted model, not a curated record